This is a messenger RNA of Procambarus clarkii (red swamp crayfish), 2773 nucleotides long. Its product is annotated as innexin inx2. Gene Ontology annotation, molecular function: gap junction channel activity. Gene Ontology annotation, biological process: phototransduction. Gene Ontology annotation, cellular component: plasma membrane; gap junction. NCBI's taxonomy places the organism in Eukaryota, Metazoa, Arthropoda, Malacostraca, Decapoda, Cambaridae. The record is from RefSeq and is a predicted model, not a curated record.
UAAAUAUUGGGAGGAGGCCUGGUCGACGACCGGGCCGCGGGGACACUAAGCCCCGGAAGCACCUCAAGGUAACCUCAAGGUAACGUAUGUGCAUUACUCACUGGUUGAGGUACUUAAAGUGACCACAGAGAAGCACCUGGAGUAGGCAACAGUGAUCAGAUACCUGAUCAACCAGGCUGUGAUUCAUACGUCAGGCUGCGAGCAGCCGCGUCAAACAGCCUAGUUGACCAGUCCAGCAACGAGGAGGCCUGGUCGACGACCGGGCCGCGGGGACGCUAAGCCCCGGAAAUACUCCAAGGUAAGAUACCAUUUACCAAACGCCUUGUAUACCUAGAUACUAAAGUAAAUCCCCGUCUGAAUAUCCAACUCCAUCCAUCACAGUGAGUGAAAUCAUCAGUUUGAUGAUCCAAAUCAAAAAUAACGCGCCUACAUAAAUGAUCGAAUACACUAAGAACUAUUCAAUAGAUAAUUGCAAGAAAUUAAAGUGAAAAUAGAGUUACGCUGUAUGAUAAGAUCUUAAAAACAUAGUGACUCUCCGGUGAAGAAACCUUGCAACUGAUAAGGGGAGCAACAUUACUUCUGCCACCUUCGAGACAUCACAGAAUUCUAGAUAAAGUGAGGUCACCCAGACCGGCUGAAUUCUUCAAAUAAUGUAUCCCCUGAAGCCCCGUGGUUGGUGGUAGCCCUGCAGCCCCGUGGUUGGUGGUAGUCCUGCAGCCCCGUGGUUGGUGGUAGUGUGGAUGGUGUCCCAGUGCUCACAACAAGUCAUCAGUCGCCUGUUGAUGGUCGAACUCAACUCAUCAAUCGGAUAUCAAUGCUGUGGUAGUGGAGAGUCAAGUUAUCAUCAAUCGCGGCAUCUUGGGUAACGUAGCAGCGUACCUUGAUCAGGAUGGUGCUGGUGGAACUGCUGUCGGGGCUGAGCGGUCUAGUGAAGGUGAAGAACUGUGCAGACAUCGACAGUGCCGUCUUCAAGCUUCACUACCGCCUUACAGCCACCUUGCUCUUCGGCUUCUGCCUCCUCGUCACCGCCAACAGCCUAGUCGGUGAUCCUAUAAGCUGUGUGCAUGACGCCCACCCCAAGAUGCCAGACAAGGUGGUCAACACCUACUGUUGGAUACACACUACCUUCACCCUCCCCAAGUACAUCAACAAGGGUUACGGUCGAGGUACAGGAGUAGUGUAUCCAGGUGUGGGGCCUCACACACCUUCAGACAACCUCAUGUAUCACGCCUACUAUCAGUGGGUGCCCUUUGUACUCUUUCUUCAGGGUCUGAUGUUCUACGCACCGCAUUGGUUAUGGAGGACGUGGGAGGGAGGUAAGCUGGAGUCCAUAGUGAUGGGCCUCUCCGUACCAGUCAUGAACAGAGACGAACGCCGUGAGAAGAUAUAUCUCCUAGCCGAAUACCUCCACUCCUCUAUACACUACCACAACUUCUACGCCAUCAAAUUCUUCCUUUGUGAGCUGCUCAACUUAGGCAACUCGCUGUUCAAUAUGUGGUUUUUGAACAAGUUCCUGGGAGGGACAUUCCUCACAUACGGUAUUGAUGUGUUGUAUUUCACGGAGACCAACCAGGAUGAACGAACAGACCCGAUGAUUGUGGUUUUUCCCAGAGUGACCAAGUGUAACUUCAACAUGUACGGUCCCUCAGGGUCUAUCGAGACCCACGACCUCAUGUGUGUCCUAGCCCUCAACAUCAUCAAUGAGAAGAUAUACGUCUUCCUAUGGUUCUGGUUCGUCAUUCUGGCGAUCAUUAGCACCUUGGCGCUCAUUUACCGACUUCUAGUGUUCUGUGUACCUGCUAUCCGGUCAGGCCUCCUGCAGAAGAGGGCGAGACUCCGCUACAAGAAUGGCCUCGACAUUAUUACAAAAAAGCUUCAAGUGGGGGACUUCUUUUUGCUUUAUCUUCUAAGCAAAAAUGUGGAGCUCGUCUCCUUUAGUUCCCUGAUGGAAGAGCUGUCGUCUCGCCUAGCAAAGAGACCCGUCCAUCCGGACCUAGAAGUCUCGGCGCCACCCCAAAUACCCGAACGUUACCCCCUUAUAAACGAAAAUGCGUGACGUCACUUCUGAGUUUUACUUCAAACAACAAAAAGCUGUAUAAACACCACAGACUGUUAUCAUCUUAAGUUUGAUGCUUAGAUUGUAGUUGACCUUCAGUAACGGAGUGUUCCACAGUUAUCUCCUUAUUAGAGUAAUGUCUGACGACCAUCGCAUUUGUCAUGCGUGGGAUGAUUAGUAUUAAUUGUUAAAAAAUGAUGAUAAUUUGGAUUAAACUGCUUUGUUUACCGAUUUGACAUGAAUGGGGGCUAUUUUUACAUGGAUUUACUGGUGUGGAAGAUGUUGGUGAGUACUUACCUAGUUGUACUUACCUAAUUGUGCUUGCAGGGGUUGAGCUCUGGCUCUUUGGACCCCGCCUCUCAACUGUCAAUCAACUAAUGUACAGGUUCCGUACAUUAGUUGAGUGUGUGUAUGCUAAGUGUGUGAUGUAGUGAGUGUUGGUGCUUGUGCUUGACGUGGUGAAAGUUGAAGUGUGGAGUUUAAUGUUAUGAAUGUUACUGCUAGUUUGUGGAGUGACGACAGAUCCCUUUAAACGUUAUAUAUCGAAUGAAUAAAUCAACAUUUACUGUUGCAGCUCAGCUGUUCUUGACCAAUAUUUGAAAACAACAAAGAAGUUAGUGUUUUGCUUUAUCCUAUUCCAGCUUAAACAUUCUGUUUAUUUUAUAAGACCGCAGUUAAAAUCCAUACAAUCCCGAAUUAAACUAUUCAAUUUUCUUA